This is a messenger RNA of Knipowitschia caucasica, 1560 nucleotides long. The record is from the annotation of a GenBank genome assembly. NCBI's taxonomy places the organism in Eukaryota, Metazoa, Chordata, Actinopteri, Gobiiformes, Gobiidae.
AUGAACGACACUGGCGACGCUACAACCACCGGGCCCCGCAAGAGGAGGACGACCGUAGCUGGCAAUGGGAAACAGGCGAACGGGGGUAAGUGGCGUGAAGCCGGGGACAAGCCUCUGCAGAGAGCUGCUAAAGGGAAGGCGAUGGACCAGGGGCCGAAGCGGAGUGGUCCUAGAGGGAAGCUGGACAGAGAUGUGGAGACAAGAGGUGGACCGUUCCCAGAGAGCCCCAAGAAGGAGACCAGUGCAGUGGAGGACAUCAGUGAGAGGCUCAGUUGCCACAGUCUCCAGGAGUCUCUGCUGAGCUCUGCCAGCGGCUACAGUAACUACAGAGGAAUCCUGAACUGGUGUGUCGUCAUGUUGGUGCUGAGUAAUGCGCGGCUCUUUUUGGAAAACAUCAUAAAGUACGGGAUCCUGGUCGACCCCAUUCAAGUGGUGUCUCUGUUCUUAAAGGACCCCUAUAGCUGGCCGGCCGCGUGCCUCAUUAUUGUGUCCAAUGUGUUCAUUUUGGCCGCCUUGUACAUUGAGAGACGAUUGGCUGUGGGCACAAUUUCCGAAACCACGGGCAGGAUCCUCCACAGCUUCAACCUGGCGUCUCUGCUGGUCUUCCCCUCGUUGACUGUCCUCGGUCUCACCUCCAUGACGCCAGUGGGUGGAGUGCUGUCCCUCGGAACCUACACAAUUCUUUUCCUGAAGCUGUUUUCUUAUCAGGACACAAACAGGUGGAACAGAGAUAUCAGAUUAGCCAAGGCCAAAAGGCUCACCCGGUCCCAUUCAUGUCCUUCUGUGGCCCAGUCCAACGGAUCUGCUGUGCAUAGUCUCGUGUCCUAUCCUGGCAACCUCACGCACAGAGAUAUGUAUUACUUUGUCUUGGUCCCGACUCUUUGCUAUCAGCUCAACUUCCCACGAUCGGCGCGGAUACGCAAGCGAUUUCUCUUGAGGCGGAUUUUUGAGAUGCUUUUUCUUAUGCAGCUUCUGGUGGGAUUGAUACAGCAGUGGAUGGUUCCCAGCGUGCAAAACUCCAUGAAACCAUUCAAGGAAAUGGACUUCUCCCGAAUGGUGGAACGACUGCUCAAGCUGGCGGUUCCAAACCAUUUGAUAUGGUUGAUAUUCUUCUACUGGUUUUUCCACUCCACUCUGAAUGUCGUGGCUGAGCUGCUGCAGUUUGGAGACCGGGAGUUUUACAGAGACUGGUGGAACUCUGAGACCGUGACAUACUUCUGGGCCAACUGGAAUAUCCCGGUUCACAAGUGGUGCCUAAGGCACUUUUACAAACCGAUGCUGAAGAGAGGCGUGAAUAAGUUUUUGGCACAAUCGGCCGUGUUCCUGGUGUCGGCUUUCUUCCACGAGUACUUGGUGAGUGUCCCGUUGAAGAUGUUUCGACUCUGGGCCUUUAUGGGGAUGAUGGCUCAGGUUCCUCUGGCGUGGUUCGUCAGCCGGUAUCUGAACGGUAUCUAUGGGAACGCGGCCGUGUGGAUCUCGCUCAUCAUCGGUCAGCCUGUUGCCGUGCUGAUGCCACCGCUGAUACAAACUCCAGGUUUAAUCCAAAAAGGUCCACCCUGA